Messenger RNA from Gymnodraco acuticeps, 3167 nucleotides. Its product is annotated as neurofilament heavy polypeptide. The record is from RefSeq and is a predicted model, not a curated record. The transcript has 3 exons. The coding region runs from base 224 to 2125 and encodes 633 amino acids. NCBI's taxonomy places the organism in Eukaryota, Metazoa, Chordata, Actinopteri, Perciformes, Bathydraconidae.
CUCCCUGUUUCUGUUUCUCUCUGCAGGAGUUUAGAGGACUAGUAGGAUGCUGAGUAGCCUUCCUCCUCAACACUGUUGUCCGACCUGCUCUUCAUGACCUGAGAGCGCCAUCACAUCGGGAGGAACGAAACACCAGAGAGAGAGGAAGAGGAGGGCAGAAGGCCAGGAAAGGAAGGAAGGAACACACUUUUAGUUUUGUUAUCAUUUGUUGUCCCUUUCCGAAAUGGCGGCGACUGAGGCCAGCGCUGCGCCGGUGGUCCAGGAGGACGGGAAAACCCCAGAGAGCAAGCCGACAGAAGCGGAGCAACCGGCAAACAACGCCAACGCAAACUCAGAGACUGUCAACAGUGAAGUUGUCUGUAAAGAUGGCACCGCAGUCAACAGCGAGGUUGUCGACAACAAAGAAACAGUGAAUAACGACACAGCGGCAGUGACAGGAGCCGAGGAGGGAGAAGCAGCAGCCAGCGAGGAUGCGGCACCCACCCAGAGUUCGGAAGGUGCCUCAACUGCCGAGCCCAAGACCUCUUUCCUGGACUCCUUCCUAAACAAGAGCGGCUUGGGGAAGGUGAUGGGAGGAAGGAAGAAGAAAGAGCCAAGCACAGCCACUGGAGGAGAGGAGAACGCAGCUGAAGGAGGGGAGAAAGAGGGCGAGAAAGGAGGCGAGGAGGCCGCAGCAGCUGAGGGAGGAGCAGAGGGAGAUGCAGCAACAGAGAAGGCUCCGGAAAACGGAGAAAAAGAGGAGGAGAAGAAAGCGGAGAAGAAACCGGCGGAGUCUAAAUCCACGGUCCGGGAUCUGAUCAGGAAGCCAGUGGCCAGGAUCUUCUCCCAUCGCAGCACCGACAAGAAGGAGGGCGCGGAACCCAAGAAGACGGUUCGAUCCAAGUCCCUGGACCGUAUGGAAGAUCCUGAAGCACUUAACGCCACUACAGAUUCCACCAUAGAGGAGGGAGGAGCGGCGGGAGGAGCGGAGGGAGAAGCAGAGGGAGGCGCAGAGGGAGGCGCAGAGGGAGGCGCAGAGGGAGAGCAGAAAGCACCGACCUCCUCGGCAACCACCAAGCACAUGAAACGCUGGCACUCCUUCAAGAAACUCAUGGCCCAGAAGGCGCACAAGAAGAGCGGAGGAGGGGAGGAUGCGAAGGAGGAAGGAGGCGGAGACUCCUCCACGCUGGACUCCAAGGAGUCAGGGCAGAAGAGGUGGACGCUGAAACGCUCCUGGACCUUCCAGGGCCUGAAGAGGGACCCGUCUAUCGUUGGCAUCAGCGGCAAGGCCAAAGGCUCCGACAAAGACUCUGCUGACAAGACGGACGAGGAGGCGGCGACCGAAGGAGCUGAGGGAGGAGAGGAGGCCAAGGUGGAGGAAGGAGCAGAGGAGGCCAAGACCGAGGAAGGGGAGGAGAAGGCUGAGGGAGGCGAGGAGGAGAAGGCAGCGACGUCAGGAGGAGGGACGGUGACGCAACACGCCAACGAGAUCUGGACCUCCUUCAAGAAGCGCGUCAUCCCCAAGUCCAAACGUGCAAACACGGAGAGCGUCCCCAGUGGGGAGGAGGAGGCAGCUGCAGCCCCCGCCUCAGGUGAGGACGGAGCAGCAGAGGAGGGCAAAGACGCCAAGACAGCCAAGGCCAAGCGCUCGCAUUACGGCCGAGCAGUCUCCCUGAAGAACUUCAUCUUGCGAAAGGGCAAGUCCACGAGUGUGGACAUGGGUGAAGGCACCAAGGAGGAGGAGGAGGAGGAGGAGGAGGAGGCCGCGGAGGGGGGAGAGGGAGGAGAAGUGGCGCCGGAAGGAGCUGCUGAUGGUGAAGUUGCUGCAGGGGAGACCAAUGAAAAAAAUGCAGUGGAGUCUGAGAAGAUACCUGCAGAGGAGAAGAUGCCCGUUACCGAGAAUGGAGAGGAAGAAGCAAAGGUGGAGGAGAAGACGCCAACUCCAGCUCCGGUUACCAACGGGGAGAACGGCUGCUCCAACGGAGAGGAUGAUGCCACACACAAUCACCAGGAAGAGGAGAAAACAACGGCAAGCAGCCCUGUGAAGAAGAGCAAGGAUGCAGGAGGAGUGAAAGAGGAGGCCAACGCCAAGAUCAUCAACACCACGGCGGCUGUGAACAGCGACAAAAAGGCGGGAAACGUGUGAGGCCACACAAAGAGGAUUAGAACUGCCCGGGAUUCGCUGAGCGAGGAGCUCUGAGCCCCGCCCCCCACUUUACCCCUCCCCCGUCCUCUCCCCCCUCCUCUCUCCCUUCAUCCCUCUCCGCCUUCCUCCCAAAUAAAAAGAGUAAUCACGUGUUGACAAAACAGAAAACACCAUUGUGAGAAAGAGAGAGAGAGAUUGAGAGAAUGAGAAAGAUGAAAUCCAUGUAGAUGAGCAGUGAAAAAUAAUAACUACUCAGAAAGCAAUAAUUCAAGUCCCCCCCAUCCACCCAUCCCUCCAUCCUUAUAACCCCUCCGUCCGAUACAUGCAUACAUACAUACAAAUAUGUACAUCCAGUGUUUUAUUUUUUCUUUGCUUGUCUGUGAGAUUUUAUAUUGUCUACGAGAGAAAAGAAAAACACAGAAAUGUAAAAAAUGAAAAAUCUAGACAUUCCACCCCCUACUUCCCCCGCCACCCUAUGUGUCUCCUUGUCGAGCUACUUAACUCUGCUCUCUGUCUCUAACGACUCCUGAUUGGUGGAUUUAAAAAAAAAAAAGAAAAAAAAGACUGGUAGUUUUAUAUUGACGGCCAUUUUGGUUUAUAGUCCCUCUCAACCCCCCUCCGCCCCCAGUAGUUUGACAGUACAGCAGGACCAUGUUGCUACAGUAUAUAAACUGCCCUGAGGACUGCCACAUCCCAGCUAUCACUGCAAUGUCUUCAGCUCUGUGUGUUUAAUGUUUUUAGACUGUUUUAUUGUGUACAUGAAUUAAAAAAAAGAAAAGAAACGCCAUCAAAUAUUAAAGUCAAAAUGUUUUCUUUUUUCCUGUUCAGUUUGGAUUCUCUUGUUUUUUUUCUUGUUUUCUUUUUUAAAAACACAUCUUCUCACUGUUACCGCAUUCUGGCGAUAUGCUGUAAUUAUGAAAAAAAUGAUAAUAAUAAUAAUAAUGAUGAUGUUUUGUUGGUCCAAGUUUUCACAUGUCCGCUAGCAAAUUGUCAAGAAAAAAAAUAGUACAAUAAAGACUAAAAUCUAACAACUAAACUGCAA